Messenger RNA from Biomphalaria glabrata, 2505 nucleotides. Its product is annotated as toll-like receptor 4. Lineage: Eukaryota; Metazoa; Mollusca; Gastropoda; Planorbidae. The transcript is spliced from 4 exons. Gene Ontology annotation, cellular component: membrane. Gene Ontology annotation, biological process: inflammatory response; immune response; toll-like receptor signaling pathway. The record is from RefSeq and is a predicted model, not a curated record. Gene Ontology annotation, molecular function: protein binding; transmembrane signaling receptor activity. The coding region runs from base 17 to 2476 and encodes 819 amino acids.
CAGUCAUUACGAUACUAUGUCCUUGAAUACAUUACAAAAAGGACGAGAGGAUUCAAAGCCCACCCAGUGCUCUUGUACACUAACCGUGUGUCGUUGUUCAAACUUGAGGCUCAAAGAAGUUCCACAAAAUCUUCCACGCACAAUGAUUAAACUUAGCCUUGACCUUAACCUCAUAUCAGACUUGCCAAAUUGUGCUUUCUGUAACUAUUCUCGGUUGAUUUAUUUAGAUCUGUCUUCAAAUAAUUUGACUCAGCUUCAAGUUGGCUCCUUUUGGGGCCUCUUGACUUUAAGCUAUUUAAAUCUCUAUGGAAAUAAAUUAGUAUAUUUAGAAAAGACAUUUCCUAUUCGUGCUUUCUCCGACCUAAAAUCUCUUAAAUAUUUAAAGCUUAACAGAAAUUCCCCACCCAUGUAUAUGGUAAACUACACAUAUCCAGAUAGUAUACUGUCAGAACUAAACAAUUUAGAGACCUUGUUUUUAGAUGGUUUAGAUAGUCUGUACUUUGGAGUUGGCUUCAGAAAAUUAUCAAAACUUAGGACAUUAGUUCUAUCAGGAAGUAAUGAAGGUUUUUGUAAAAUUUAUGAAAUACCAGAAUUUGCUUUCACUAACCUGCAACAGAUAUCGAAGCUUAACAUUAGCAACUGUUUCUUGACUGAGAGGCGGCUAGGUGAUAAUAUUCUGGGGCCGCUGGUCAAUUUGAAAGAUUUGGAUAUCAGUUUUAAUUUUGAAAUGGGGAUCACCUACGCCCUGCGCCAGUUAAAUUUCAUUCGUGGGUACAAGUUGCAGAUAUUGAGGAUGAACUUCGUCCACUCUAGGUAUCUACCCCCAGUUACUUUGAAUAAGUCCAUGAUUCAAAGCUUGCCAGAAAGUUUACGUUACCUGGAGGCACAGGGCAAUAAUAUUGAGUUUGUCGAAGAAGGCGCGCUCUGGGCUAUGCCUCCCAAUCUCACCUACAUCGAUGUUGGAGGAAACAUUUUCUUGUACGGACCGUACACUGAAGAGCUCUACUCACUUCGUAGUCUUGAAGUGCUCAUCCUUAACGGAGGCAACUACCUACCUAAAGUACCAAAAUAUAUGCCCAACAGCUUAUCGGACCAUCGAAACAGCAGUCGCAAAAAAUACAUUCGAUCUUCAAAGCCAUUUAUUGUAACACUUCCGCCCAGACUGCUUUGUCUUGGCCUAAGAUUUGCAGGGCUCAAGUAUCGCUUGACAGAGCUGAGCUUUAAUGAAACGAACUCGUUGGAGUCUUUAAUACUUACUAACAAUUAUUUGCCUACACUACAAGGUCCUAUCAAAGGUCUGACCAAGCUGAAAAAAUUGUUUGUUAGUAACUGUAACGUGGAUGAAAUCGACGAGGAAAUGUUUCAGUAUCUCGAUGAGCUGCAGGAGUUGAGGCUCAGGAAUAAUCAGCUCAACAAUUUUAUUUCAAAAACGCGCAAACCAGUGUUUCAGUAUUUAAAGCAACUUAAAAUACUAGACCUCACCAACAACGCACUGACAGUGGUCCAAAGCAGCAUUAUUGAAGAGCUUGGAAGCCUAGAGAUCAUUGACCUGAGUCGCAAUAACAUGCGACAUUUCAAUUUAAGCCUUACAAAUAUGUCAAGCCUGAAUUUUCUUAACUUAAGUCAUACACAGCUUAGCUCUCUUUCAGUAGAGACGAGACAGAACAUUGACCUUCUGUUGACCAACCAUUCCGUUAGAGUGGACAUGUCGCGGAAUCCAGUACGUUGUGAAUGUGAUAACAUUGACUUUCUGAAGUGGAUGGUCAGCUCCAGGGCCUUCGAUGUCAACCUAACUGACUACAUGUGUCAGUACAAAGACACCAGUACAAUUGUGAUUAAGGAUGCAUAUGAGGAGACGUUGGUGUACCUGGCCGCACGGUGCGCUGACAACUCGACCCUGUUCCUUGUGGUCCUUUCCGUGACGCUUUGCAUGGUGAGCUUCGUCGUAGCUGCAGUAGUCUACAGGUUUCGUUGGAGAUUAAGGUACAUGUACUAUGCGGCCUACCUGGUGGUCAAGGGGAAACGAAAAGACAACCCUGAGGCAGAGUUAUUUCGCUAUGACGUGUUCAUUUCCUACGCAUCUGAAGAUGAAGAAUUCAUCUUGGGGAAACUCUUACCAGAGUUUGACUCACGAGAUCUCAGAGUCUUGGUUCACGGACGAGACUUUGCUGUGGGGGAAUUCAUCGCUUCCAACAUUGUGACUGCAGUCAAAGAGAGCCGGAAAACUUUAGUGGUUCUCACACGAAAUCUUCUCAACAGCACCUGGUGUAACUUUGAAUUACAGAUGGCCAACAUGGAGUCUGUCCACACAGGGCGCCCAGUACUUGUGUUUCUCAUCAAAGAAUCCAUACCUACGACAGAGCUGACCUCUGACCUCUUGUAUCAUCUUAAUAAAAAUACUUACAUCGUCUACCCUCAAGAGGAAAUAACGGAUGUGUUUUGGGACAAACUGGCCAGGGAUCUUUUGCAACUUUAAGCCAAUAAAAUAAUAAUCUUGUAGCAUUA